This is a messenger RNA of Henningerozyma blattae CBS 6284, 906 nucleotides long. It is a transcript of the gene SER2, whose product is annotated as phosphoserine phosphatase. The record is from RefSeq and is a predicted model, not a curated record. Gene Ontology annotation, molecular function: magnesium ion binding; L-phosphoserine phosphatase activity. Bases 1 to 906 code for a protein of 301 amino acids. The transcript has a single exon. Lineage: Eukaryota; Fungi; Ascomycota; Saccharomycetes; Saccharomycetales; Saccharomycetaceae. Gene Ontology annotation, cellular component: cytoplasm. Gene Ontology annotation, biological process: dephosphorylation; L-serine biosynthetic process.
AUGAAAUACGUUGCUACUGUAAUUGCUAAAGGUGAUACUUUAAACCAACAAGUAAUUUCUCAGAUCCAAACCGAUCUAACAAAACAUUUUGAAAUUAAAGAUGUUUCAAUUAAAAGCAUCGAUAAUAAAGCUAGUGAUAUUUUCUUUAGCAUCGAAUAUUCCUCUGUAAAUGUCAAAGAUACCUUCCAAAAAGCUCAUAUUUUCGAUCAAUACAACAAUCAAGAUAUCAAUUUGAUCAUUCAACCUGAUAAUGAACAUCGUUUUAAAAAACUUGUUGUGUUUGAUAUGGACAGUACAUUAAUUUAUCAAGAGGUCAUUGAAUUGAUUGCCUCCUAUGCUGGCGUAGAACCUCAAGUGAAAGCCAUUACUGAUUUAGCCAUGAAUAACGAGAUCGAUUUCAAAGAAUCACUUUCGAAACGCGUUGGCCUGCUAAAAGGGUUGAAGAUCGACACCCUUUAUGCAGUUAUUAAGAAACAAUUAAAGAUCACUAAUGGUGUUGCUGAAUUGAGUCAAUUGCUAAGGGAAAAAAACGUAAAAUUGGCAGUUGUAAGUGGUGGGUUUAUUCAAUUUGCAGAAUAUGUGAAAAAUGAAUUGAAAUUUGAUUUCGCAUUAGCCAAUGAAUUAGAAAUGGAUGGAAAAACCGGUGAGUUGACUGGUAAUUUAAUUAAUAAGGAUUCCAUUGUUGAUGGUGAAUGCAAGGCUAAGACUAUCAAACAAUUAUGUGAUGAAUACAAGAUUGAUAUCCAAGAUAGUUUAAUGAUUGGUGAUGGUGGCAAUGAUCUAUUAGGAAUGAAAACUGCAGGGUUUGGGAUUGCAUGGAAUGCUAAGCCCACUGUUCAAAUCCAAGCACCAUCCAGGUUGAAUAGUAGUAGUAUGUAUGAUGUCAGGUAUAUUCUUGGAUUGUAA